Molecule: messenger RNA, 2952 nt
Organism: Plasmodium falciparum 3D7
Lineage: Eukaryota; Apicomplexa; Aconoidasida; Haemosporida; Plasmodiidae
Gene: ORC4
Product: putative origin recognition complex subunit 4
Biological process (GO): DNA replication
Cellular component (GO): origin recognition complex; nucleus
Molecular function (GO): DNA binding
Source: RefSeq, a predicted model, not a curated record
AUGAAAGAAACCCUGAAUAAUUUGAAUUUAGAAGACAUAGCGAAUGUGAAAAUAAAAGCUUAUAAAAAUGAAAACAUAUUAAGUAAUAAUGAGAAGAAAAGAAAAGAGAAUUUUUAUAAUGUAUAUAUAUUAACAUAUAUAAAACAUAUUGUUCGUAUAAAAUCGAAUUUAGCAUUGCAUGGAGGAUUAUAUAGUAAUUAUUUUGAAAAAUAUGAAGAAGAAUCUAUAUCAAAUAUUAUGUUUGAAAAUUUAUUAACAAAUGAUGAAAAUACUAAAAAUAGAAAUAAAAAUUUUGAAAAAAUAAAUAGAAUACAACAAAAUGAGAAUGAUAAAAAAAAUAUAUUACAAGAUGAUUUGAAUAAUAUACAUAACAAUGAUAAUAAUAAUAAAAAGGAUUUAAAUUAUUCGAUUAAAGAAUUAUUAAAAAAAUUAAUUAAAUCAUAUAAAAUUAGAGAAAAUAAAAUAUUUUUGGUUACAGGUAUGUUAGGUUGUGGGAAAACUACAUGUGUAUCUUUAGCUAUUGAAUAUUUUAAUAAAUUUUUACAGAUAGAAAGAAAUAUGAAAAAUAAAAAUUAUGAUACAGAUCAAAAUAAGAAAAAUAAAAAUGUAUUAUUUUUAACUGAAGAUGAACCUAUUAAUAAAAAAAUAUAUAAAAAAACACCUUAUAUAAAUAAAUCCUAUCAUCAAGAUAUGAAUAGUUCCAACUCAACUCCUAGAGAUAACCAAAAGAUAAAAAUAAAUUCGAAUGAACCUUUAUUUAAUUUUACACCUAAGAAAAAAAGAAAGACAGAUUCUGAUGAAUCACCUGAUGAGAACGAUCAAGAAGAAAGACUUUACAACGAUUUAUCAAAUGAUACUAAUAGUAAUAAUGAUACUAAAUAUCAUCAUCGUCAUUAUAACAACAACAAUAAUAAUAAUAAUAAUUAUUAUUAUAAUAAUAAUAAUUAUAAUAAUAAUAUGGAGAGUAAUACAUUUAAUACUUACCACACCUUUGGACACCAAAAAAAAGGAAAUUAUUGUGAUAAUAAAAAUAACAACGAAUUUGUCAAUAUAAAAACAUUCGAACAACAAAAUAAAAAAGACUUUUCAUCAGAUGUUGAACAAAUUAAUAAUAACAUCAGAAAUAUAUUCGAAAAUAACGACUUAUCACCUUUAAGAAAAAAUGCUAAUAUUAGAAAUAAAAUACAACUUGAACAACUUUUUAAAGAUGAAAAUGAAAAACAUGAAAGGUAUUUUAGAAGUUUGUCAAAUGAUGAUGAGAACUUAGAUUUUAAUAUGAAAUAUAAAAAAAUUGUAGAUGAAAUUAAUAAAGAAGAAAAUGAAGAAACAUUUAUUUAUAUUAUUCGUAUAAGCGCCUAUUUAUAUAGAGAUGAUUUACAAUGUAUCAAAUCCAUUUUAUCUCAACUUCAUAAUUAUAUUUAUACUGAUGAAAAAUUAGAAUCAAACUUGUUAUUAAAUGAUUAUAUAAAUAAAUUAGAAAAUCUUUUAAUUAAAAUAAAUAAUGAAAGAAAACAAGCUUUACUUAUUAUAGAAAAUGUAGAGAAAUUUUGCUUACAAAAUAAACAAAAUUUAUUAUAUACAUUAUUUGAUUUAUUACAUAAAAAAAAUAUAUAUAUCAAUAUUAUUUGCUUAACAAAUGUAUUAGAUAUAACACAAACAUUAGAAAAAAGAAUUAAAUCCAGAUUCACUUUUGAAAUGAUCCAUAUCUCACCAAUUCUUAAUAUUGAAGAUAUAUCUAAAUUAGUAUAUAAAAUCUUAUAUGUAAAUCUAGAUGAUUUCCAUCUUAUUAAAAAAUAUUAUUCCGUUUAUUUUACAUACCCAGAUCUUAUUAAAAUUCAAAGAUUUCUACAAAUAUAUAAUUCAACUAUGCAAAAAGAAAUAGCUGAUUCUAAUCUAUUGAAACAAUGGUCAUAUGAUAUUAAUUAUGGUCUAGAUAUUAGACACAUAUACCAUACUUGUGUUGAUGCCAUACUUUCCAUUUGUGAAUAUAAACAUAUAUUAUGUCCUAAUCAAAAUAAAUUUGAAAGUAAUACUAUAUUAGAUCUCCCAACUAGCCAAACUAAUAAUUCUAAGCAAAUUACAAAUACAGAUUCACAAACUAUUCAACAAAACACAAAUAGUGAUCACCAUGAUAAUAAAAAUAUGACACAACAUUCGUUCUGUGACAAUCAAAUGGGUUUUCUCACAAAAAAGGAGAAAAGAAACAACCUAGAAUUUCUUAAAGAACGUCCUGGUAAAUUAGAUGCCACACCAAUCAAGAGGCACUAUCACAAACCACAAGAAGAUGAUGAUGAUAAUGAAGAAGAAGUUGACGAAGAGGAUGAUGAAGAAGCUGAAAAUCAAAAAAAUUACAAUAACAAUAACAAUAACAAUAACAAUAAUACCGAUGAUGCAUUUUUUUUUAAUAUGAACAUGGAUAUGAGCCCAAGAAAAUUAAAAGAAAACAUCAAAUUGAAAGAAAAUGUGAAAUUAAAAGAAAAUAUAAAUAUAAAAAACAAAAUGGAAAGUCAGUAUAUUCUAAACAAUGUUCAAUCCAAAUUUAUUAGAAGACAUUAUAUUAAAAAAGUCUUACGGGAUCUAUGUACUAUUGAAUAUAUGAUAUUGUGUGCAUUUACAAGAUUAUAUAAGAAAGAAAUAUUACCAAAAACGUUAUAUGUUAUUAUAUUAGAAAUAAAUAAAUUCAAACAUGCUUAUCCACAAGAACAAAUUAUAGGAUUCUCUUUAGAUGCUUAUAGAAGAUCUUUUUUUAGAUUGGUUGAUCUUGAUAUUAUUGUUUUAUCUUCUUAUUCCUUAAACCAUUUAAAUAUAAAAAAUUUUAGUAACGAUCUUUUUGGUUUACAUGAACCUACUAAAUUCCCAUGUUAUGAUAUAUUCCUAGAAAAUAUAGAUACAUAUAACCUUAACCAUAACUUAAUUCAGUGGGUAAAGCAUAAUACAGAAGUUAUGCAAUAA